Sapajus apella (tufted capuchin) is the source of this 5559-nucleotide messenger RNA. It is a transcript of the gene NXPE3, whose product is annotated as neurexophilin and PC-esterase domain family member 3. The record is from RefSeq and is a predicted model, not a curated record. NCBI's taxonomy places the organism in Eukaryota, Metazoa, Chordata, Mammalia, Primates, Cebidae. The transcript has 7 exons. Bases 3023 to 4702 code for a protein of 559 amino acids.
UCCUGGGCUCGGUGGAGUCCGGACCUCCGCGCCGCCGCGAAAGGCUCGCGUCCCCCGGGCACCGCCACUCACCCGGCGCAGAGCACCUGGCGACGCCUCGCUGCCCGUCUCACGUCUCUCGGCUCAUCGCUGCUCUGGGCACCAGCUGCCUCUUGGCUGGCGCUGCUGUCACACGGUGGACUGCUCUGGCCUUACUGAGCUGCCGUUUGGGGACAUCAGAUUCAGGUCGUAUGGGGAGAAAGGAGUGUAACUUUACAAAGUGUGAUGUGGAGACCCUGGCCUGUUGCCCAUUUCUGCCUGAUGUAAGGCCAACUAGGGUGGUGAUAAGGGUUCCGAGGCAGGAUUUAUGCAACAUUUAUGUAAAAUUGUAAAUUUUCCUUGCUUUCCAUUAUCUACGUUAAAGGGCGAUUGUGGCCACAUAUCCUAAAGGGAAAGAAUCACACUGCUCUGGUGGGGCUCCUCCCUCCUCACUGUGGUUAAUUAUCAUUUGGAACAUUAGGAUAUAUUUGAAACUGGCAGGACUCCCAGACCCCGAUAAUUGUCUGAGUGGAGGCAGCAGCAUACAAUUUCUUCGUAGUGUUUAGGUUCUGCUUUUCUUUUCUUUUCUUUCUUUUUUUUGGCUUCUGACCAGAGAUUCUAUUCACAGCAAAGGUUCUGCUUUUCUUUGACUUUCUCAGUAUUUUUUUUCCCAUGUCUGUUACCCUCACAAUCUCUUUGGGGCUGAUAGAGUGUUGUUAUUUGUUAUUUGUUACUGAGAAAGGAAACGAAGGGGUAAAUCACAGAACUGGGCUCGGCUGUCCCUAUUGCCCCGGAAUUGGGUUGUCCUGACUGGAUAAUUCAAACAUCAUUUUGAAAAGGUCAUCCUUUUACCAACUGAAACAAAUAACACCCCCUGGUCAUUCUAUACUAGUGGCUCUCCUGCCUGGCUGUGUGUUGUAAUCAUCUAGGGACCUUAAAAAAAAAAGCUGCUUCUUGGGCCUAUUCCCACAGAUUCUGGUUUAAUUGGUUGAGUGGGGCGCAGUUAUUGAUAUUUUUUAAAAAUAUCAAUAAGCUUCCACGAUGAUUAUUAAUGUUCAUGCAGGGUUGAAUACCACAACCUCUCAAUGUGUUCAAUAUUUAAAAACUAGCACUUAGUAUGGUGUAACUUACAUAACUGAUUUUAUUACUUCUCCACCUGCCAUGUAACCUCCAUGAAUACAUGGGGCCCUGCUUUGGAAGAAGGGCAAGGGAAGGUCCAGGUGAGUCAGCACUUUGGGCAUGUGGGGUUGGAGGACAUGAAGGAGAAGUGGCAUCUGUGGAAACAAGUCUUGUAGACUACUGUCCCUGGUUCAUCUUUUUUCAAGGAUUGACCCCAUUUGGUUAACCCAUCAUUGUGGUGGUCCUGGAUGGGUCUCCAGUUCUUCAUUCUGUAGAUCCUGCCCUGUUUCAAGGUCUCACUCUGCAUCCUAUGAAAUACAGCUACUCUUUGCAAAGCUUGAAAUAUAAGCAUUUAAGUGUAGAUACUUUUUAUGUAAAUCUGUGCUUUUGUCUCUUACUAUUCUUCUAAACUAUGUAUUCUGAACUAAAGUUGCUCUGACUAGUACAAUUACAUUUAUGUGGCUAACAGGUCAAACUAUUUAGGAUAGAGACUGCCUCAGAACUGGACAGUUCCCAUGCAGUUGUGUCUAAUAUAAUGUCUUUGUGGAAUGGUUGCCUGAGAACAUUAGCUCCCCAGGGGAUAUAGGGUUGCUGUCUAAUUUUCAUUGUUUAGUAUUGAAUUCAGGAAUUUCCUUUGUGUUACUGACAAUUGUAAAUCUAAAUGAUGUGAGCAACUACUUUGUAAUUCUCUUGUGAGAUGGGGUAGAACCCUAAUGGCAAUCUGGGAUUAUUGUCACAGGCCAUAAUGAAGUUAGAUUGGCCACUGUGAGUCUUGGAUAUGGAAGUAGGCUUAAUAAAAAUUUGGCAGAACACUUCCAGCAAAUACUGGGUUCCACAUGUAAGUCAGAGCAUGCAUUUAACUUUUUGCUUGUCCUUUGCACAUAUUAAUAAAAAUAAAACAUGAAUAAGUGGUGUUCUGACAUUUGAAAACAUGAUCACUCAAGUUUAGAUUCCUUGAAUUAUAACUUUUAUCUGUACAGAUACUUAUUUUUUUUCUGUAGAGGAAAACAAGAUCAUUGAAUCAUUGAGCUACAUAAUUAGUUUUUAAGAAAAAAACAUUUGGAGCUUUUAUCUUUGGUUUCUAUUUUUUUUCACUUAUAUUGCUAUUUAUAAAGUUUUGACCUGCAGCCAAGGUCUGAGAGUGAUUUGCCAGUUUGAAGUUAAUGUAUUUAAAUAGACAGUUACUAUUUCUUAUUAGUAAGGAAAAGGAAACAUUCCUAUCCCCACUCCUUCCACUGUAUCAUAUAUAACUCUGCCUGUAAAAUUUUACUCUUAAUUUCUACUAUGUUUUUUUAAACUUCAUUUUCAGUAUCUUUAACCAUUGUAUCAUGUGCAUAUUUCUGUUGCAGCAAGAAGAAUGAUAUAAAAAUGAAAAAAACAUUUAUGUGUGUUUCAGAUGUGGCAUGAAGAAAAUAAGGACUGCUGGUCAAAAUUGCCUGAGUUCAGAAUUUCCUGCUGGAAGGAAGGUUAGACAUAACUUCUGAUUUCUAGUUCCAGGAAGCAUCUCUUCUUGGAAAAUUUCCAAAAAAGAGUCUCGCUCUGUUACCCAGGCUGGAGUACAUUGGUGUGAUCAUGGUUCACUGUAGCCUCGACCUCCUAGGCUCAAACAAUUCUCCUACCUCAGCCUUCUGAGUAGCUGGGACUAAGGCCAUUGCAGUUGGUGAUGUUCUCUCAUCUCCUCUCUUUGAAGGAGUUCUUUGAAGAAAAAUGUGCUGCUUGAAUCAACUGCAGUCUCUCCACUACAUAAGAACUCUUAAGGGUACUAGCAGAAUAGAAGCAAAUGAAACUGAAAGCUCAUCUGCAGCUCAGAAAAACAAAAACAUGGAAUUUUAAAGAGUGAAGGUAGCCUGGUGUCGGCCAUGGGUGAUCAAGAUACAGCCAGACAAUGUGGACCAAUUUCUUCAAACUACGGCUUUUCUGCUGUCUGCUUGCAGUGUUGAUGGUGGUGGUGCUGGUCGUCAAUGUUACUCAGGUAGAGUACUUGGACCAUGAGACUGUUUCAGCCACAUUCAUCGACAGCAGUGGGCAGUUUGUUUCCCCCCAGGUGACAAGAAUUAGCCGGAAUCCCUACUGUGGCUAUGAUCAGCAGACCCUGUCCAGCCAGGAGCGCAUGGAGGAGGACUCCUUGCUGGCCGCCUUGCACGGACAGGUUCCAGAUGUGGGCCCAGUCCCCUUUGUGAAGAGCACUGACCCUUCUUCCAGCUACUUUGUUAUCUUGAACUCUGCUGCCUUCUUUAAGGUGGGAAGCCAGCUGGAGGUACUGGUUCAUGUACAGGAUUUUCAAAGAAAGCCCAAGAAGUAUGGUGGAGACUAUCUGCAGGCCAGAAUUCACUCCCCCAAGCUGCAGGCCGGGGCUGUGGGCAGGGUGGUGGACUACCAGAAUGGGUUUUACAAAGUUUUCUUUACUUUGCUAUGGCCAGGCAAAGUUAAAGUGUCCAUAUCUUUGGUCCACCCCAGUGAAGGGAUCAGAGUUCUUCAGCACUUACAGGAAGAUAAACCAGACAGGGUCUAUUUCAAGAGUCUCUUCCGUUCAGGAAGAAUUUCUGAAACUACUGAGUGCAACGUGUGUCUUCCUGGGAAUCUGCCCCUGUGUAACUUUACAGACCUCUACACUGGGGAACCCUGGUUCUGCUUCAAACCAAAGAAGCUCCCUUGCAGUAGCAGAAUUACUCAUUUCAAAGGUGGAUACCUGAAGGGUCUCCUAACUGCUGCAGAGAGUGCAUUCUUCCAGAGUGGUGUCAAUAUCAAAAUGCCAAUCAACUCCAGUGGACCUGAUUGGGUAACUGUGAUUCCCAGGAGAAUAAAAGAGACUAAUAAUCUAGAACUAUCUCAAAGCUCAGGAACUUUUCCCUCUGGGUAUUAUUAUAAAGACCAGUGGAGGCCCAGAAAGUUUAAGAUGCGUCAGUUUAAUGACCCUGACAACAUUACAGAGUGCUUACAAAGAAAAGUGGUGCAUUUAUUUGGUGACUCAACAAUCAGGCAAUGGUUUGAAUACCUUACUACGUUUGUUCCAGAUUUAGUGGAGUUUAACUUGGGUAGUCCCAAGAAUGUGGGCCCCUUCCUUGCAGUGGACCAGAAGCACAACAUCCUGCUCAAAUACCGCUGCCAUGGUCCACCCAUCCGCUUCACCACCGUCUUUAGCAGUGAGCUCCGUUAUGUGGCGAAUGAGCUGAACGGCAUUGUGGGAGGGAAGAACACAGUGGUUGCCAUAGCUGUAUGGUCUCACUUCAGCACCUUCCCCUUGGAAGUGUAUAUCCGGCGGCUCAGGAACAUCCGUCGAGCGGUGGUUCGGCUCCUCGAUCGAAGCCCAAAGACGGUGGUGGUCAUCCGGACGGCCAAUGCCCAAGAGCUGGGGCCUGAGGUGAGCCUUUUCAACAGCGACUGGUACAACUUUCAGCUGGACACCAUUCUUCGGAGGAUGUUCUCAGGGGUUGGAGUAUAUCUUGUGGAUGCCUGGGAGAUGACCCUGGCUCAUUAUCUACCACACAAGCUGCAUCCUGAUGAAGUUAUUGUGAAGAACCAGCUGGACAUGUUCUUGUCCUUUGUGUGCCCCUUUGAGACCUAGCCUGUCCUGGAAGGGACUAUAGGAAUCAUAUUCAAUGACCUUCUCAAUUGACCUGAGCUACGGAAAGUGUCCCCAGUGAGAGAUGACUGCCAUUAAUAAAUAUAAAAUUUCAAAAAGAGCUGGACUUUAUAUGAGGAGCUUAGAAAAUGCAGGUUACAUUUAUAUCUACCUAUAGGAUUUUAUCCAAUCUUGACUUAGCCAUGGUAGAACUCUUAUUAACAGCAUCUAUACACUGUAUUGCUCUUGUAACCAAAGAUGCUAAUGAGUGUAUUUGAAUUAGCUUCUUCUGGGAGGGGUGAUUACUUUGCUAAGGACGAUGAAACGUAUUCUGAUGGACGGGACAAUGGUAGUAGAGUGUUUGUAGCUUAUCUGGUAAAGGGAAUUGAGUGCAUCUGCAUGAGUAGCCCAAGUAGUCCGUCUUCUGGGGGUCAAUCAGAGGAAGCCUAUAGUCAGAGGCUCUUGUGAAUGCACUGAAGACUGCUGUGUCUCAGGAGUUUCUCUUGAUGAUCUACCUUUUCUGAAUUACUUGAUGAGGCCAAUGUGCUUGGUUUGCAUUUUACAGUGAGAAUAUUUGCAAUUUCCUGCUUUUAUCUAGAAAAGAAGCAAAAGGGAAUAGGAAAGCAGUACAUAUAAUAUCUGUUUGGAAUUAAUAUUUGCAUUUGGUGAUUGUUCUUUAUUUGCUCCAGCUAAAUUUUAUGUGUUGAAUACUUACUCUAGAAUGACUACUUUUGGAACUGGAAGGGGAAAUCUGUAAACAGAAGUUUAUUUUUAUGUUCUGAAAUUUGAGGGUUUUAAGAAUUGACUUUUAUGUAAUGAAUGCUAUUGUAUUAUAAAGCUGUGAAAGUUUUUCCCGCCAA